Molecule: messenger RNA, 1245 nt
Organism: Thecamonas trahens ATCC 50062
Lineage: Eukaryota; Apusomonadida; Apusomonadidae
Exons: 2
Coding region: 1-1245 (414 amino acids)
Source: RefSeq, a predicted model, not a curated record
AUGCUGUCGGGUCUAGCCUUCCAGGAGCAGGAUCUGGACUGCUUUGGAAUUGGCUCUUUCGAGGAGACCUUUAUUACAGAGGAAGAUCUGGAGCGGGCACGACGGAAGCAUGCAGAGAAUACGGCGGCACCCACACUGGACGAGUUGGUGGCAUCGCUGGGAAGGUUUGCGACGGCGGCAGGUGGUGGCGGCGAUGGAGGGGUCGUGGUUCUUGUGCCUGCGCCAGUGGUCCUGUGCCUUGAUGGCACGCCGAUCGGGCUGGCUGGCGAAGUCCGGCUGGAAGCGGGAGAGAGGCUGGUGUGGGAUGGCGUGCGGGUGGCUCGGGCAGACGUCGACGAGAGCGCCGAGGGAGAGGACGAAAACGCUCAGGCCGAGGCAAACAGCGAGGCCGCCGGCGCGCCGCCACCGUCAUCCGACGGGUUGAGUAGGAGUCGUGGAUCCAGCAAGGAAGCACAGCCGUUGGCGUUUUGCUUUCCGCUGGCCCAGGUCGGCGAUGUGCGUGUGAAGGAUGUGGAACAGGUGGACGCGUCGGCGUGGAGGGCGCUGCACGUGACGGUUGCCGGUGCGCAGCACGUCCAGUUUGUGGUCCCGUCAUCGGGUCCGGGCGCGGUGGCGCGCUCGGUGCUUGACGCGGCGCAGACUACGGUGUUGGCAGCCCAGCCAGAGGUGGAGCCGGUGGCAGAGCCGCAGUCGCAGCAAGAGGCGACGUCGCCGCAAGCGACAGCGGGCCAGGCGUUUAGUCUCUCGAUCACCACACUGUCGUCGGCGUCGGGCAAAGGCAGCAAGAUCAUCGAAAAGCAGAACGGGCUGCUUGCCAAAUCACGCAAACUGCUCGGUGAGAAGCACGCGACGGCCGUGGCACGAGCCGAGGCCGUGCGCGAUGCAGCGAUCGCAGCGGCACACGCGGCGUAUGCGGCGGCGGUGGAGCGGGCAGAAGAGAGCACGGAGGCGCAGUGGGAGGCCGAGGUGGCCAAGGCAACCAAGCUUGUUCGGGUCUUUGCGCGCGACGCAGAGGUGAGUGUGACACAGCCGCCGGGUGCAGAGAGCGCCGAGCGCGCCGAGCGCGCCGAGGAGGAGGGGAGUGAUGGACUGCCCGAGUGCGCCAUCUGCUACACUAGUAGAGUCGACACGGUCUUGCUGCCGUGUCGACACGAGAUGUGCGGCGAGUGCGUGGCACGGCUGCCGCAGCCGCUGACGUGCCCGUGGGAUCGGGCGAGUGUAGUGGCGACCGAGCCGCGGACGUGA